CGCCACUCUGUACAGCUGCAAAGUACAAGUUCAAAGAGGUUACGGCUAUUUACGUCGCUCAUAAUAUUCCGAAAGUUUGGAUUAAACCUGUAUCACUAUGUUCAUGCGAAGUUGUUUGGAUUUGAUAAGCAAACAGGUAUUUUUGCCCAGACCACUCACAGUAGCAACAUCUGCUUGGUAUUCAACUUCGCCAUCGAUUCCAACUCCACCUAAAAGGGGUAAAACUGCUUGGGUGUUAUACUUUUCUGAGCACUGGCCAUUACUGGUGAAAGAGAACCCUGGUAUUUCAAAAAGUGAUAUAUUUAAGAAGCUCUCUGAUAACUGGCACAAGCUGGAUAAAAGUGUGUUAGAGAAGUACCAACAGAUUUCUGAAGAAUCAAAGAAGAAGUAUCAGGAGGAAAUAGAAGUUUACAAGGCAAACCUUUCUUCUGAUGACAAACUAGCAAUUGCAAAGCAUAAGGCAACUUUAAAAAAGGAGAAAAAAGACAAAACGAAAAUUAACCAAAAAAAGCAUCUAAAAGCACUUGGAAUGCCAAAGAGACCCCGUAAUGCUUACAUCAUAUUCCAAAUGGACUAUGCAAAGAAAAAUUAUGAAAGUGGUUACCAAGCUAUCAAGGAAUCUGCCAAGAUAGCUGCAGUAUGGGCUCAGCUACCAGAAAAGGAAAAAUCUAAAUGGCUUGAGCUAGCUGCUGAGGAGGAAAAGGAGUACAAGAGACAUCUUCAGGAGUGGGAAUCAAGAAUGAUUGCUGAAGGGAACAUAGAAAUUAUACACACUAAAUCAAAAUCAAAGUGAAUGUAAUGUGUCAUCACUUGAUUACUUGUUUGAGUAAAAUUAACUAGAUAGUACACAUUAAGUAUGCCAAUUUUGAGUUUGUUUUUUUGUUCUGUUGUACUUUUAGUCUACGUAUGAGAGAAUAGGUUACACAUUUGUUUUGUAGUAUGUUUCUGACUUGUCAAAAUAUGCUCAUAAGACAGCAAACACGGACAAACUAUUCUCUCUGAACUAGUCAUGAAUCUUUUCGGUUUCCAUCCUCAACUCAAGAGUUGGCUAAAUUUCUGAUUAAUUUUAAUCUAUGAAAGCUAAUGGAGUACAGUUUAAUGAUCUCAUCCAUCUCAGAAUUCACAAAUUGUGUUAUAAACCCACAUGAAAACUCAGUGUUCGGUUCGUUACUAUAAUGAUUGUUUGUGUUAUGUUCUACAGUAGUAAGUAAUCAAUCAUGCAAAAAUAAAGUAAGUCUUUGUCUCGCA
Molecule: messenger RNA, 1248 nt
Organism: Frankliniella occidentalis (western flower thrips)
Lineage: Eukaryota; Metazoa; Arthropoda; Insecta; Thysanoptera; Thripidae
Gene: TFAM
Product: upstream-binding factor 1-like protein 1
Exons: 5
Coding region: 98-793 (231 amino acids)
Molecular function (GO): transcription cis-regulatory region binding
Source: RefSeq, a predicted model, not a curated record